This is a messenger RNA of Annulohypoxylon maeteangense, 3179 nucleotides long. RefSeq names its product P-loop containing nucleoside triphosphate hydrolase protein. Gene Ontology annotation, molecular function: ATP hydrolysis activity; ATP binding. NCBI's taxonomy places the organism in Eukaryota, Fungi, Ascomycota, Sordariomycetes, Xylariales, Hypoxylaceae. Gene Ontology annotation, biological process: cellular response to heat. The transcript is spliced from 5 exons. Gene Ontology annotation, cellular component: cytoplasm. Bases 584 to 2860 code for a protein of 758 amino acids. The record is from RefSeq and is a predicted model, not a curated record.
AUUCGCCGACGGGCGACACGCAGGAGGAUGGAGAACCUGUAGUCUCGUUUUAAGGCCUGAUGUUCUGAGUCUUUAGGCAACUAAUUUGUUUAGACUGAGGCCGGCCACCCGUACGGAGAUUUUUGGAUGGAUUUUUCGCAACACGUGUAGCGACUGGAUACCUACUUGACCGCCUUCUACUUCGGCCUCUACUUUGGCCUUUAGGCCACUCCGGCCUUUGGGUCAAGUUGGAGUCGUCUGCGAAUAUGCCCUUAACCCAAUUUUACGUGUAGCGUGCAUACCCCCUUAAGACUCGAUCUGGAUCGACGUGUCUCGCCCUGCUUAUGUGCCGCUAUUUGGCGGUUAUUGAUUAAUUCGUUCAAGUAGCCCGUCGUGACCAAUUUGAACUGACGCUACACGAGCCAGAAAACUAGAUAUGUUAAAGCGUGUCUCGAGCCUGUUGGGAGACGCAAUCAGUACGUAUUAGUUUCCAACCUCCAACUCGAAUCCGAAGCGUCUAGAGCGGUUUAUAUAUCCGAUAAACCCCAUCCGACCUCAACCCAUUCACAUAUAACCUGGCUCUAACUCACGAGAAGUAAAACCAAUGGUUCCGAAGAUGGCAAAGAAGAAGAAGAGGGGACAAUUGCGCCAACCUCCCGACCCGAACCAGCUUAGCAAUCAAGUUCGUCCGUCUACCCCAGCCAGCACAGUCGAGCCUGUGAAGCCAGUCGAACCCGUGAGGCCUGUCGAGCCUGUCAAGCCCGUCGAGCCGGUAAAGCCUUUCGAUCCGGUGAAAUCCCCCAGUCCAGUUCCCAGCGUGAUCAAGCCACCUAGUCCGGCGGUCAGCUCGGUUGGCCCGUUCCAUAAUUUUAGAGACGAAGAACGACUGCCGAGUCCACCGGUCGACGUACCAGAGGAUUGGUCAAAGGAGGUUACAGACGAGAACAAUGUCGACGAUGUCGCAGAAGAAACUGUCAAAGACUGGCCCUAUGGCACUGAUGACAAAGAAAGUCAAGUCCAUUUUUUCGACUCGAGCCUUACGCGGCUAUCUUUCGAGGACAGCGAGCGUAACACUUCCGAGGUACUAGCUACCGAUUUCAACGCUGGCUCGACACAAUCAGCUGAUGAGGGCUAUGGAAAUAUCAGUCCCACAGAGCCCGUGGAGCCUGCAGAACCUACAGACCUUGCAGAGCCUACAGAGACGAUAGAGCCUAUAGACCCCCCGGAGCUUCCAGAGCGAUCCCCAGACUUCUCGCAGUAUGAUCAAUUGCCUCGAAUCCCACCCCCUACCGAACCUCUCAAAAUAGGAGAUCAAUUUGAUGUCGAAAAAGUUAUCGGCGCUAUUCAAAGCGGUUAUCCGGCGACACAGUUGCGAGAUUAUCUGAGCUACUACCAUAAGGCAGAGACAAGUCUCCUGAAAGAACAUCUUAACGCGGAGAUCAAGGGAUUCCCGGCAACAUUCUUUGUCGCCGAGACCAACGAUGCGGAACUUAUUCGAUAUUGGAUCAAGUAUGGUGGUGAUCCGAAUGCCACCCACGGACCUCUUAGCUUUCCCUUACUAGCCUUUGCCAUCAUCCGCGGCACCCGCUCACGAUCGCAAGCGACGAAAACCACCGAGACGCUUCUCAGACUCGGCGCAUCGCCUCACGCUAUCCCGACAGCGUAUUAUAAGCAGUUCGAUCGUGAUCUUCCAGACUCCGGGCCCGAUGAUGAAGAUUUGUACGUCAUCGCGGAUGGUGACAAGCUAUGGCACACACCAGAAGUUCGACCACGGCUCGUUGCCGCGUUGAGCCUAACUCAGCGUUAUCGACUCUGGCAAGCAUCUGAAACGGGAUUGGCAUCCGGCCGUGAACGAACUCUAGCUAUCCGAAAGGAUGCCGUAGAAAUACUAGGGCUGCAACAAACCAUUAUCGGGCAGAGACUGGCGACAUGGACCUUGAGGAAGAGCUUUCUUGUACACCUCGCUAUGCCGCGCAAGAAGCCGCUGGUCCUUCUUUUUGCAGGACCUAAAGGACAUGGCAAACAUACUCUUGCGAACCGACUAGGAGACCUUUUAUCGGUAGAACUCGGAGAGAUCGACUAUAGUGGUCUCAAAUCGGACGAGAACAGCGACCUGGGAUCACCUUUGAAUAACUUCCUCGCCAGGAAAACCAAGCAACGAAGUAUUGUUUACCUCAACGAGUUUGGGAAGACAACUGGGGAGAUCCACAAAGCGCUUCUAUCUCCCUUUGACCAAGGAGAGUACACAGAUCGGAGCGGGCAGAAAGUCGACUGUUCCCAGACAAUCUGGGUUCUGGCAACAAACAAGUUCGACAACACUAUCUCGGAUUUCUGUCAGGCCAAUAGCAAGCUCUUAUACGACUCUGACAUGCGAUCGGAGCAGUACAACCUCAGGAGACAGCUUCACCGUCGUCUUCGCGACGAGUGCAUAAGCAGCUUCGGAGCUCCGUUGGCUAGUCGGAUUACCGAAAUCGUCCCGUUCCUGACAUUCGACUUGGAAGAGCAAGCUCUCAUCGCGGAUAAGUAUAUCAUGGAGCUUGAGACAGAAAUUGCGGGGCCGGUCAGUCAGUCAGCAGACCCGGAUGAGGACAAACUGGUUGGCAAUGUUCGAUUGCAGAUCAAGAACAACGCCAACGUCUGCUCUAUAAUCGCACGGGAAAGCUAUCUGCCCGAGCUCGGAGCUAAGAGCAUAUCUCACGGUGUUGAUGCGACCAUUGCAAACCAAGUAAUAAGUCGGUAUUUGGAAGAAGGCGACGACUUCAGCGAAGAUCAAGCUGAAACCAAGUUCAAGGUCGGGAUGAACGAGGAUAAUGAAGUGGAGGUGUCGGCCUUUGGCGAGGGAACUAAUGGUCACUUACUAGGACCGAGAUAUCCUUGGUAAGACUGUGGUUAAUUGUAUCGGUAUGAGGGGUAAUGGCUGGUGAUGAGUGGAUUCGAUUCGAUCUUGUAGUUUUUUCUUUUUCUUUUUUUCUUCAUUUACACGUACAGAUACGGUUUGGUGUAUGAUGUACCUGUACCUUACAUGUUAUACAAAACACAAAAGGAGGAUGAUGAUUGAUGAGGAAAAGAUAAGAUUUACCUAAUGCAGGCACAAGAUUCGCGGUCCGUGCAUACAUGGGUGGUUUCCUUCACAUGCCAGAUGGGAGCUUCUUCCGUGCCUUCGAUGCUGUCAAAGUGCAUCUCAUGACGUAAUUGACAAG